UGAUGGAUGUUUGUGUGUGUGUGUCCCUAUGCACCUGUGUGUGACUUUAGCUUGUCCUUCUGUGUGUUUCAGGUCCUGCUAUGGUGAGGGCUGUCAGCGAUGACUGAUGUCGAGGCGACCCUUGAGGACUUCAUCGCCUCUCGACGGUCCGGGCGCAGGAACGCCGUCCAUGAUAUCCCAGCAGGCCCUGGAGAGCAGGGAGCCAGCGACCUGUCAGAGAGACUGGCACAACUCAACGUCAACAAACCAGGCGAAGGAGGAGACGCUGAGAAAAGCCAGGACUCUCCCGAUAAAGAGGAGGAGUGCCAAGGGGAAGGCGACUGAAUUUUGGACUCACACUCACUGUGGUCUGCCUGAUUCCUGAAUGCUCCGCCUCUGACUGGCCCAGUGACUGUAAAGACACAAGGCUGUCACCAUCCUAACAUCAGGACGACAUCACCGUGGCACCCACAAUUCUGCGUCCCUCCUGCACUCCAGUAUGUUCCCAUUUCCUUAAAAGCCUUCUUUCCUCACUGCCUUUAUUUGGGGUUUGUUGAAACAGGAUCAGAUGUGAUGCACAGGUGGACACACCAUGAUGUGGACAACCAGAGGCGGCCCUGUUUGUCUGCGAGCAGCUCGGAGGAGGACGGAGAGGAGGGAACCGAGGCCGUUCAAGGCUUUGGGAGCAGGAUCAAGGGUUUCAGAUGAAUUUGAGUUUUGUCUUGCCUCGAAUCAAUCCCCACAGGUAAGACUAAAACGCUUCCAGGGAUCCCGGGACAGUGACUGGACAGCUACUCGUCCUCUGCUCUUAUCGCAUCAACACCCGCACCCAUGUACUUUCCUCAUCAAUGCUCAGUGCUGACUUGACAAUCUCCCUCAAUGGUUUUUGGGGUUCGAGCUCCAUCCGUGUCCUGAAUUUGUGAACGUUUUCUGAGAUAUUUUGGCUUCACUUCUGGAUAAGACAUUACAAGGAGGAUUUGAAGAUGCCUUGUCCAUCUUUAUAUAAACUCCAUGGUUUAAACAUGUCAUAGGUCAAAUAUCACACACUAAUGUUGUUGCCUGGCCAGGAAUAUCAUGUUUUCGCCCCUCUCCGUUUUUAGUUUGUUGGAAAACAAAAAACGCCUGAUCAGAUUUACUGAGAAAUCUGGAAGGAUGGGACAUGGGCAAAGUAAGAACUCAUACUUUAUCCUUAACAAUGCCAGAUAGUUUUUUUUUUGUUGUCACUUUCACAAGUUUCCAGAAAUAAAACUCUGUAUCCAGCUGAUUUAAAUGUGGUUUCAUAAGGGGACUGUUGGGCCUCGGUGGAGGUGAGCGCUCUACUGAGUGCCGUUGUCUGAUUGGUCUGAAGGUACACAGGAACAUAAGACAUGUUAUUAACCUGCUCUUUCACUGUCAUGGUGGUGAAUUGCCAUCAAGUUGUGCUCUGUUUCUCCAGCUGUCUGCUCUGCUCUUACACACUGACUCCACAAUCCUCACUACCCAUUCUUGUGUCCACCACCAGGCUUCAAGUGCGCAGCAAGUGUCUGCUUCUUUUAGGGAUUUGCCAAAAACUGAUCAUCUCUGCUGUCGCGACUGAUUUUUUCAAUAUAUUCAAAACACUGUAAAGGUUUUUUUCUCAAAUUUUCUUUUUUUAAUGAUGAUUUUCCUAUGAUUCACAUGAUGAACAUUUUGUACGAAGUAAGCAGUUAACAUCUAUUUCUUUAAAUCUCAUUUUUCAGAUGCUUGGGAAUAACGAGUAAUUUUGGGUAGUGACUAUGUCCAGACAUAUUUAAUCAUCCCUCUCAGUGUCUUUUUUUUUAAAUUUUAAAAGCUAUAAAGAUCCUUUAUUACUCACAAAAAGUGUCAUCCUUAUAAUUCUGUGUCCUGGUUAACAAUGAUUAGUUUAUGAUGUAUGAUAUGACAAUUUAAUUUAUUUAAAAAUGACAAUACUGACUGCACUGAAGUACACAUGUGUGUUUUGUAUAAUUCUUACUAUUUAUAAUAGAUCUGUAUGUGUGUAUAAAUGUGUCAUAUAUAGUGGAUUAAAGGGUUUCUGUUAUAUUUGGAUUGUACAAAGAGCAGAUCGUAGACAAGGCACCACCCCUCAACACUUUAAUAUUCUGUAUUAUUAGAUUCUAUAAUAUUUUUUGAAAUAUUAUUUAUUUGGAAUUUAAUGAAUAAAUAUGAAUUGAAACGACAUUAACGUUGGCUCGACAGGUCAAGACUAAUUUGUGCAUUGAGUCAGGUUCAGUAGAUGUAGCGGAGACCUCCACAAUCAUGUUGUCAUCUUAUUGUUACAUUGUUAUUCACGAGUCAUGUUUUUGUGUUGUUGAUGACUUCACUGUACAAAUUGCUAAAUUACGACUUUCUUUUCACUUUUCU
Platichthys flesus (European flounder) is the source of this 2340-nucleotide messenger RNA. RefSeq names its product cAMP-dependent protein kinase inhibitor alpha (gene pkia). Gene Ontology annotation, molecular function: cAMP-dependent protein kinase inhibitor activity. The record is from RefSeq and is a predicted model, not a curated record. NCBI's taxonomy places the organism in Eukaryota, Metazoa, Chordata, Actinopteri, Pleuronectiformes, Pleuronectidae. Gene Ontology annotation, cellular component: cytoplasm; nucleus. Gene Ontology annotation, biological process: negative regulation of cAMP-dependent protein kinase activity. The coding region runs from base 100 to 324 and encodes 74 amino acids. The transcript has 2 exons.